AUGAAUAUAGCGCAAACUAUUCUCGAUAGGUUGGCUAAUGUGUCGCCCAUCAACUCCCUAGAACUAGCUCAGUCAUUAGACGUCGACCAUCAAGUUGUCGUUGGUGGUGUCAAAAGUCUCCAGCAGAUUGAUGGAUUGGUGAAGGCCGAACCAAUUGUUCAAACAAAACUUGCCCUCACUGAUGAGGGAGAGUACGUUCUUAAGCAUGGAAGCCAUGAGUUUGUCGUCUAUUCGGCGAUUCCCGAUGAGGGCAUUCCAAUGCCAGAGUUGAUGAAAAUCUCGAAAUAUGCAAAGCUGGGUGUGAGCAAAGCCCUAGCUUCCAAGUGGAUUUCCGUCACGAAGAAUGACUCUAACGUUCAAAUUGUCAAUAAAUUCAAUAAACCCACCGGUGAUGAUGUACAAUCCUGUCUUGAAAAGCUUGAAGACUGCAGUAUAAGUGAAAGAAAUGAUCUGAAAAAACGCAAGCUUAUUGUGGAAAAGAAAGUCACAAUUUAUAGUGUCGAACGGGGUCCGAAUUUCACGACAAAACGCGUGAAAGAAGAAACUGACUUGACUUCGGAAAUGGUUGCGACAGGUUUGUGGCAAAGUCUGAAUUUUAAAAAGUACAAUUUCAAAGCCCUUGGCGUCUCGCCAGAGGGUGGUCAUUUGCAUCCUCUCCUGCGCGUUCGUUCUGAGUUCCGCCGAAUUCUGAUGGAUAUGGGGUUUUCGGAAAUGCCAACGAACAACUACGUGGAGUCCAGCUUCUGGAACUUUGACAGCCUCUUCCAGCCCCAGCAACACCCGGCUCGAGACGCUCAUGACACCUUUUUCUUGUCUGAUCCCGCGACAACGGACGUGCUGGCGCACUACUCGAAGGAUUACGUGGAGCGAGUGAAACGCAUCCACGAGAAGGGUGGGUGCGGCUCCAAGGGUUACAGUUACGACUGGAAACUGUCGGAGGCUGCCAAAAACCUUCUCCGCACUCACACUACUGCCGUCAGCGCACGCAUGCUUUACAAACUGGCACAGCAGAAGGAGUUUACGCCGCAGCGCUACUUCAGCAUCGAUCGGGUCUUCCGCAACGAGACGCUGGACGCAACGCAUUUAGCCGAGUUUCACCAGGUGGAGGGCGUGUUUGCCGACUACGGGUUGUGUCUGGGUCACCUCAAGGCCGUUAUUCGCGCCUUCUUCUCGCAUCUAGGGCUGCAUCAACUGCGCUUCAAACCAACCUACAACCCUUACACUGAACCCUCCAUGGAGAUCUUUAGUUUUCAUCCCGGUCUGAAGAAAUGGGUGGAAAUCGGCAACUCGGGCAUCUUCCGACCGGAAAUGCUGCGUCCUAUGGGUCUCCCCGAGGGUGUCCGUGUUAUCGCCUGGGGACUCUCCCUUGAACGACCAACAAUGAUCCGCUACGGCUACAAGAACAUCCGAGAUCUCAUAGGUCCCAAAAUCGAUCUGCGCAUGGUCUACGACAGUCCGCUGUGUCGUCUCGACAAGUUCUAG
Messenger RNA from Echinococcus granulosus, 1482 nucleotides. Its product is annotated as Phenylalanyl-tRNA synthetase alpha chain B. Bases 1 to 1482 code for a protein of 493 amino acids. The record is from RefSeq and is a predicted model, not a curated record. Gene Ontology annotation, cellular component: cytosol; cytoplasm; phenylalanine-tRNA ligase complex. Gene Ontology annotation, molecular function: phenylalanine-tRNA ligase activity; ATP binding; tRNA binding. Lineage: Eukaryota; Metazoa; Platyhelminthes; Cestoda; Cyclophyllidea; Taeniidae. The transcript has 11 exons. Gene Ontology annotation, biological process: phenylalanyl-tRNA aminoacylation.